ACAGCGGACAGUCUGUCAGGGAGGCACGGCACAUACUGGUGCCACUGGUUUGAUCGCCACAAAGUUCAUGAAGUUGGAUUAUUUUUUUGUGCUGAAGACGAAGAACGAGAGUAUAGCCUAGAGUCGAUUUUAAAGAACAAUGUCUCGCGGAAUUAUUAGGAUAUUUAGCUUGUGAUGUUCUGGAGAAACUUAUUGGACGAUGUUUUCGCUGCUUUUGGGAGGUUUUCCAUGUAUGAAGUAUAUGUUUAUCUAUUCCCAUAUAGGCCAUCUCUUUUUAUUUCACUGUCUCCAAUAUUUAUACCGUAGCUGCAAUUAACAUGAUCUUGCAUUCCUGUUAAUUCUGACAAAAUGAAGGACAACACGGACUUCGGAUUGCCACCCAAACGCAGAUUUUUUGGCAGUUUAUGAAUGCAGCUGUAAUCACCUAGGGGAGCCUCAAGUACUUAAAUGGGUCCAUCAUGAGAACGAGACAAUCAAGCUCCUUUAUGCCUCGAGAUCAGCUGCAGUUUCUGCACAUUGUCUGUUAUGAAUAGACCGAUCUCCAAUUGAGCCUCUUCACUUUGGAGAUUUUUCGAUUUUCGAUUAUACAGCUAUUGAAAUUAGAAUGCGCCGCUUUUUUUUCUCUCUAUCUGAGCUUGGUGGCUCGGUUGCCUUUUCUUGAUUGCCAGAUGAAAUUGACACUCGGGUUGCCACUUAUCAAGCGAAGCAUUUCAAUCCACGGCUAAUUGCAGAUAGUGCCAUCCUUUCUUUUCACUGCGUUUGAUUGCAUGGGAAUACAGCCUCCUAUUGCGCACAAGAGGAAUGAUCGAUCACAUAUAAGGUUUUUUUUUCCUUCUAAUUGCAUCAAAAUGUCUUUUGUUGCCAGGGUUUAAAUGCACGAGAAACUGUUAUUCGUUGUUUUGUACCGGAUAUAGUGCGGGUUGGGGCAGAGAUGCGUAAUGCGCAGAGCAAGCUCCAUCUUCUCUCCAAAUAGGCAGCGUUCAAGACCCGAAAAUGUCUAAAUCGGAGGUGAAGAAGGAGUCCGGUGAGUCCAGUCCGUCGGAGGCCGCCUGCCACUGCUCUCCUCCGGCGGCCAAGAACCAGUGCGCCAGCUGCGGCAUGGAGAUCCAUGACCGAUACCUGCUGAAGGUCAACAACCUGAACUGGCACUUGGGAUGUUUGGAGUGUUCAGUCUGCAGAGCGUCUCUGCGCCAACACAACAGCUGCUACGUUAAAAACAAAGAAAUCUACUGCAAACUGGAUUACUUCAGUAGGUUCGGCACUAAGUGCGCCCAGUGUGGCCGGCAGGUGUACGCCAGUGACUGGGUUCGGCGGGCCCGGGGCAGCGUGUACCACCUGGCCUGUUUCGCCUGCUUCUCCUGCAAGAGGCAGCUGUCCACCGGGGAGGAGUUCGGCCUGGUGGAGGGCAGGGUGCUCUGCCGCAGCCACUACAACAUCAUGCUCGACAACCUCCGCAGGGCUGCCGAAAACGGCACAGGACUGACUCUGGAAGGAGCAUUGCCAUCUGAUCAGGACUGCCAACCAAAACCAGCUAAGAGGGCGCGGACAUCAUUUACUGCCGAGCAACUGCAGGUGAUGCAGUCUCAGUUUGCUCAGGACAACAACCCUGACGCCCAGACUCUACAGAAACUGGCAGAAAUGACGGGACUGAGCAGACGAGUCAUACAGGUUUGGUUUCAGAACUGCCGUGCACGACACAAAAAGCAGCCCCCUCAGUGUGGCUACUCUCAGAGCACUCCGAUGUCCAGGAUGCCUCCAUCACUGCCAGACGAUAUCCACUAUUCACCGUUCAGCAGCCCGGACCGACCACAUCUAUUCGCCCUGCAUGGAUACCUGGACACUCAUCCCUUCUCGGUCCUCGCCGCCCCAGGCUUGGCCCACCCGUCCAUCCCUUUACCACAGCUUCCCAUCAGCCGCUGACCUCCUGCGUCUCCUUUUUUGCGUCGUCACCACUCUGAUGUUGUGAAAAAAAAAUCCUUUGGGACGUACUGUCAGUAAUCUGCUCUGUGUGGGAGUCUAAUCACCCCGGGGCAUGCAGGACCUCGGUGAUCUGUUUUCAAUCAGUUGGAUUCUUCUUUGCUGUGAGACUGCUGAGCUGAACUUGUCUUUUAAAGACAGCAGAUUGUGGAGAAAUGUCCCGUCUUGAUGCUAACAUGGAGAAGAGAAGAAGACCACUUUUAUUUUGUUUUUCCUCUUUUUGGUGGAACACAAAUUGAAUCAGGUCAGGAUUGUUUUCCUUUUGUUUACCCACUCAUACAAGGUAUUUUAAUCAUAUUGCUGCAAUAUGAAAAAAGGGAGUGUUGUAGCAGUAUUACAGUUAAACCUCAGCCUUUGUUUUGUAUUGGUGAUGAGCACAUUUGCAGCUUACUGUUGUUUGUUGUUGUAUUGUUGUCAGAAAACUCUU
Messenger RNA from Perca flavescens (yellow perch), 2404 nucleotides. It is a transcript of the gene lhx6b, whose product is annotated as LIM homeobox 6b. Bases 994 to 1920 code for a protein of 308 amino acids. Gene Ontology annotation, molecular function: DNA-binding transcription factor activity, RNA polymerase II-specific; RNA polymerase II transcription regulatory region sequence-specific DNA binding. Gene Ontology annotation, biological process: neuron differentiation; regulation of transcription by RNA polymerase II; forebrain neuron development. Lineage: Eukaryota; Metazoa; Chordata; Actinopteri; Perciformes; Percidae. The transcript has 8 exons. Gene Ontology annotation, cellular component: nucleus. The record is from RefSeq and is a predicted model, not a curated record.